Rhinocladiella mackenziei CBS 650.93 is the source of this 426-nucleotide messenger RNA. RefSeq lists its product as uncharacterized. Gene Ontology annotation, molecular function: carbon-sulfur lyase activity. Bases 1 to 426 code for a protein of 141 amino acids. Lineage: Eukaryota; Fungi; Ascomycota; Eurotiomycetes; Chaetothyriales; Herpotrichiellaceae. The transcript has 3 exons. The record is from RefSeq and is a predicted model, not a curated record.
AUGCCUACCGGUAGUUGCUUCUGUGGAAACAUCAAGAUAGAAUAUACAGGCGAGCCCGCAAUGACGGCGCUCUGCCAUUGUGCCGACUGUCGCAAGAUUUCAGGCGGCAACUAUAGCAACAACUUUGUUGUCCCAAGCGAAAACUUCAAGAUCACCAUGGGGAAACCCAAGGAGAUCUCCAAGAUUGCUGACACCGGGAAAUCAAUCACUAGCUGUUUCUGUUCUGAUUGUGGAACAACACUAUAUAGAUACGGAGAUUCAUUCGGCGGGGUCGAUGGAAUGAGGAUAAUCAAGGCUGGUAUCCUCGACGACGUCAACAUCAUUAACAAUACCAAACCGGGCGCCGAGCUUUUUGCACCCGAACGCAUCAAAUGGGUUCCAGCUUUGGAUGGUGCGGGUCAGGUUGAGGCUAUGCCGCCAUCUUAA